Messenger RNA from Brachypodium distachyon (stiff brome), 614 nucleotides. Its product is annotated as metallothionein-like protein 2C. Lineage: Eukaryota; Viridiplantae; Streptophyta; Magnoliopsida; Poales; Poaceae. The coding region runs from base 103 to 357 and encodes 84 amino acids. The transcript has 3 exons. The record is from RefSeq and is a predicted model, not a curated record. Gene Ontology annotation, molecular function: metal ion binding.
UCUUCUCCUUCUUCUUCCUCACCCAAGCAGCAGAAACAUCCUUAACUGAGCUCCUCACUCACUCACUGCAGCUAGCCUCUUCUUCCUCAGUCGUCAGAAAGAAUGUCUUGCUGCGGCGGCAACUGCGGGUGCGGCGCCGGCUGCAAGUGCGGCAACGGCUGCGGCGGGUGCAAGAUGUUCCCUGACGUUGAGGCCAGCGCCGGCGCCACGAUGACCACCGUGGUCAUGGCCACCGCCACCCACAAGGGGAGCUCUGGUGGGCUGGAGAUGGCCGGCGGGGAGGAGAGCGGCGGCUGCGACUGCACCACCUGCAAGUGCGGCACCGCCUGCGGCUGCUCCUGCUGCACCUGCAACUAGAGCCACACACCAGCGACCAUGAGGAAUGAGGAUCGAUCCAGGAUCUAGGACAACUGCACUGCAAGCAUGCACCCACCAUCGCCGCCCAGCUAGCUAGCUUACUAGCCAGUUAGCUGCUAAAUAAAAUAAAAUCUUCUGUCAAGUCACCAACUCGAUCACGACCGUAUUGUUCAUCCGACACGAUCCAUGUCCUUCCUCAUGCCUCGCUCGAUCAAGGCUGUACGUUUUAAUAUAUGUGUCUGAAUGUUGUUGAUCCA